GGAAGCUCCGGUUGCCCUCUAGUGGUUUCCUAGCAACGGUUGCCAAGCAGUCAGUGGUUAUUUAAACAGAAGUUGUUUCUCACACAAGCCGCCAGCCUCCUGCCCCAAGGGAACCCCAAGAUGUCGGAGAGUCCAGCACAGGGAACAUCCUCCGACCCCCACCAAACCUGCGACUUCUACAGGGUGAGUGAGUCUCUGCCCCCCAAGUUCAACCAACCAGAGACGUGGAGACGGGGGUACAGACCCAAGACUGACAACCCUUUAUACAGAACCUCUAACCAGAUAUACGGGAGCCGACCCCCCACGGUCCAUGAAAUGCCGGUAAGCAAGCUGAUUUAUGUUUUGGGGGGGGGGCAUGGGGUGUAACUGCCCUAGGUCAGC
Molecule: messenger RNA, 381 nt
Organism: Xenopus tropicalis (tropical clawed frog)
Lineage: Eukaryota; Metazoa; Chordata; Amphibia; Anura; Pipidae
Product: UPF0691 protein C9orf116 homolog
Exons: 2
Coding region: 121-366 (81 amino acids)
Biological process (GO): axoneme assembly
Cellular component (GO): axoneme; axonemal microtubule
Source: RefSeq, a predicted model, not a curated record